Molecule: messenger RNA, 810 nt
Organism: Necator americanus (New World hookworm)
Lineage: Eukaryota; Metazoa; Nematoda; Chromadorea; Rhabditida; Ancylostomatidae
Exons: 8
Coding region: 1-810 (269 amino acids)
Source: RefSeq, a predicted model, not a curated record
AUGACAGGUCCCAAAGACGAAGAAUGGAGAAGGAAUUUCGACAACAUGCAUUUAUUCAUGUUAGACUAUGGACCAGGAAUGAGCUUGGGCAUGCAGAUUCCUUCACAAAGCUCAAGGCAUAGAAGGAAAAACGAGAAAACGAAUGCCUCACAAGAUUUGCCACCGCUUCGGAGUAUGCUACCCAGGAGUGUACGACCAUGUACUUUCGGUGGGUCUUAUCUUUCUCGAAUGACUCCGCGUAGAGACUACGUCGAUGACGUAGAGGAAGAAGAUCUGAGAGCUUAUGAAGUAGACGGAUGGAGGGUCGGGUACGAAGUUGUGAUGAACGGAGUCGGCUUCGCAGAAGUAAGAGAAGACUCUUCUGAUUCGGAUGAUGAAUCAGUUGAUGAUAGUGGCGAAACAACAGAAGCAUCUCCUUAUCCUGAGUAUCGAACGCUUCCAAUGCAAAUCGAGGAACCUGUCGCGGGAAAUGCUCGUACCAGCAAAGAUUCCGAAGAGGAUUACUCUCAUUUUGAAAAUUCAAAUUUGUCAGUGAGUGAAGUCAUAUCCGCCGUGGAUACUAAUGCGACCCCUUCGAUUACAAUGGAGUUUGAGCAGUGUUUGCGAGACAGUUUAUCCUCUUCGGAAAUAUCUUCCCAUGAAGAAAUUCCACAUAUGCCGACCAAUAUAACUUUGGACUCUGAGAAGAUCGAAGCAAUUCGCUCAGCAAUGUCAGGAUUAAGUCUCCCCCCUCCACCACAUAUGGUUAAUUUGGACGACAAUCAACUUUGUGAAUUUAUUAGAGAAAAAAUUGAAGGCUCCAGAGUUUAA